GAUGUUGGUCAAUACCGGCUUCCUGGCCGGUCCUUUUGCCUUGGGCUUUAAACCCAAGAAGUGAACAAACCAAAGCCAAGUCCCAUUCCUCAUGUUCUUUCUGCGCACGUCUCGUCAAUGCAUAUAAAUUCUGUGCGGUUCUGUCGUUGGUUUCAUGUCUAUGCAUUACAUGCAUUGGUAACUCCUGUUCCUGUUGAACCAACUAUCGGCUGAUUUUCAGGUUCCUGAAGUAAAAGUCUUGGGGCAGAGCCAGCUGUUCCUCAGAUUAGCAUCUCGCUAGUCCACCAAUGGCUUGGUCUAGGAUGGCGAGGAGCUCCCAGCUGUCGCGUUCCAUCUCGCGAAUGGCCUCCGGGAGCGGCGCGCCCACUCCGGCGUCCUCCGCGCUGCGCAAUGCCGAGGCGGCGAAUGCGCACCGCGGCGCCGCGCACUCGUUCCACAGCCUCGCGCUCGUCGGCCUCUCCGACAAGUGCGGCGCCGGCCAUCUCCUCCACCCGAACAGAGGCAUCAGCACGACGCCUCCGACGCUUCACCCCGCGGGGGCCGCGGCGGCGGCGGAGCCCGUGGAGUGCUCCGACGCCGAGGACCACAGCGCGGCGGUGCCGGACCUGGGCCCGACGAAGCCCGGCGAGAAGCCCCGCGUGGUGGUCCUGGGCACGGGCUGGGCGGCGUUCCGGUUCCUCAAGGACGUGGACACCUCCGCCUACGACGUGGUGUGCGUGUCCCCGAGGAACCACAUGGUGUUCACCCCGCUGCUGGCGUCGACGUGCGUGGGCACGCUCGAGUUCCGGUCCGUGGUGGAGCCCGUGAGCCGGAUCCAGUCGGCGCUCGCCACGCGCCCCGGGUCCUUCUUCUUCCUCGCCAACUGCACCGGCGUCGACACGCGGAGGCACGAGGUGCACUGCACGGUGGCCAGCGACGAGGCCGCCGUCGGGACGCUGCCGAGGAACCCGUACCGCUUCAGGGUGGCCUACGACAAGCUGGUGAUCGCCAGCGGCGCCGAGCCGCUCACGUUCAACAUCAAGGGCGUGGAGGAGAACGCCGUGUUCCUCCGCGAGGUGAGCCACGCGCAGGAGAUCAGGCGCAAGCUCCUCACCAACCUCAUGCUCUCGGAGAAUCCAGGCUUGUCGGAGGAAGAGAAGAAGCGGCUCCUUCACUGCGUGGUGGUCGGCGGAGGCCCCACCGGAGUGGAGUUCAGCGGCGAGCUCAGCGACUUCAUCACCCGCGACGUGCGGGAGCGGUACGCGCAUGUCAAGGACUACGUCAAGGUCACCCUCAUCGAGGCGAACGAGAUCUUGUCGUCGUUCGACAUCGGGCUGCGGCAAUACGCCACGAACCACCUCUCCAAGUACGGGGUGAAGCUGGUGAGGGGCGUGGUGAAGGAAGUGGAGCCGACCAAGAUCGUGCUGAGCGACGGCACCAGCGUGCCCUACGGGCUGCUGGUCUGGUCCACGGGGGUUGGUCCCUCGGAGUUCGUCAAGUCCCUGGACCUCCCGAAGUCCCCGGGCGGGAGGAUCGGCGUGGACGAGUGGCUCCGCGUGCCGUCGGCGGACGACGUGUACGCGCUGGGCGACUGCGCGGGGUUCCUGGAGCGCACGGGCAAGCCGGUGCUCCCGGCGCUAGCGCAGGUGGCGGAGCGGGAGGGCAAGUACCUGGCGGCGCUGCUCAAGCGAGUGGCGGCGCAGAACGGCGGCAAGGCGCACUGCUGCGGGAAGAAGACGGACCUCGGGGAGCCGUUCGUGUACAAGCACCUCGGGAGCAUGGCGUCCGUGGGGCGGUACAAGGCGCUGGUGGACCUGAGGGAGAACAAGGACGCCAAGGGGGUGUCCAUGGCCGGAUUCGUCAGCUGGCUCGUCUGGCGCUCCGCGUACCUCACCAGGGUCGUCAGCUGGAGGAACAGGUUCUACGUGGCAGUCAACUGGGCGACGACGCUCGUCUUUGGCAGGGACAACACCAGGAUUGGCUGAAGACGUACGUGCCUGCGGCGCUGGGCUUGGCUGGCUCUGUUCCUCUGAAUAACAUGCGGGGAUAAGAGACUUCGGCCGUAAAUUUUGUUUGAGGAUUUUCUUUGUGUUCUUCCAUAUAAUGUUCACGAUUCGAUUUAUUACAGCAGGUUUUUUUUAGCUAAUACAACCCCAUUUUACUCUGUUCUGUUAGUAUUGACUCCAAUUUUACUCUGUUCUAGUAUUAACUCCCAUUUUAUUCUGUUU
Brachypodium distachyon (stiff brome) is the source of this 2207-nucleotide messenger RNA. RefSeq names its product internal alternative NAD(P)H-ubiquinone oxidoreductase A1, mitochondrial. Gene Ontology annotation, molecular function: NADH dehydrogenase activity. The transcript is spliced from 4 exons. Bases 288 to 1964 code for a protein of 558 amino acids. Lineage: Eukaryota; Viridiplantae; Streptophyta; Magnoliopsida; Poales; Poaceae. The record is from RefSeq and is a predicted model, not a curated record.